Messenger RNA from Gossypium arboreum, 1081 nucleotides. RefSeq lists its product as uncharacterized. The transcript is spliced from 8 exons. Bases 227 to 862 code for a protein of 211 amino acids. NCBI's taxonomy places the organism in Eukaryota, Viridiplantae, Streptophyta, Magnoliopsida, Malvales, Malvaceae. The record is from RefSeq and is a predicted model, not a curated record.
UUUGAAUAUUUGAAUUGAAAGAAAAAGAGCGCCAAUUGAGCGCGUAACAAAAAACGGCAUUUCUUAUAUCCAAAAACGGCCAAUCCUCUUCCUUCUCCAAAGCUUCAAAAAAUUAGAAAAAAAAAAAAAACUCUCUAACUCACACGGAGAAAGGAAACGUCUCUCGCUCUCCUUUUUCUCCAUUUUGAACUCCAAAUUUUUGUAAAAAAGAAAGGAAACCAAAACAAUGUCAACGAGCAAAGCAAGAAACAAAAAGCGUGGAUCGGAGUCCUUGCUCGGAAAAUCGGAUCCGAAAACCCGACUCAUUGAUGAUUUCGAUCCUGAUCCUGAUCUUUCUAAUGAUCUCAAAGGGAUCAUGUCGGCUCUGCAACUGAUAAAAGAAAAAGCACAAAAGGACGGGAAAAAGAAGAACGAAGAGACAAUUUCCAGUGUGGCUGCUGAGAUAAGAUCUAAGCUUGAUGAUCUGAAGUCAAAAAUUGAGAAGGAAAGACAAACAUUUGCCAAGGCACUUACAAAGAGCUCAAAAGAGUGUGAAAAUUGCUUGAAGAGUGAGACUGCUAAGUUUCAAGAGGUUUACGAGAAAUUCUGCAAAGAAAAAACUAUCCACAUGCAGUCUUUGAAAGAUACUAUUUCCAGAUUUGAGGAAGACAAAGAAAGGCUGUUUGUGCGAUAUGAACAAUUGAGGAAGAAAGAGAAGAGCUUGAUAAUCGAGCAAGAGAAAUUCUAUGCUGAUAAAAUUGCUCAGUUGGAGGAGUCAUUGAAGAAAAAGAAACAGGAUGAAAGAACUUUCAGCAUUUUGAGGAAAACUCUUGGGUCUUUCCUCGACAAUGGUUCGGAUGAAGACUUCCCACCUGAAGAUUGAAAUUUGUUUACAAUGAAAAAGAUGGAGACAUCUUACUGAGAUAUAUAAUCCUUUUCGUCCUUCGGUAAAGUCUUAGUUUAUACGUUUACAGCAAUUAAAAAUUCCAUGCAUUUCUAUUUUGAUACAGCAUCAAAAGGACGAAGUUAAAAACAGCGGUUGUAGUUGCAAAUGCCAGUUUUGGGAUGAAAAUUCUUUGCCUUGAUUAUUUUGCUAGUGAAA